Megalopta genalis is the source of this 3903-nucleotide messenger RNA. The record is from RefSeq and is a predicted model, not a curated record. NCBI's taxonomy places the organism in Eukaryota, Metazoa, Arthropoda, Insecta, Hymenoptera, Halictidae.
UCGAUUGCAUCAUUUGCUUCAUUAACACAGUUGGUCAUACUGCUGAACUGACAGUUUCAUUGGGAAAUGGUUGUAAAGUAAAGAUGGCAGUGAGAGGUGGUGCACGAAUUUUUCUCCUUAUAAUUUUGUGUAUUAUCGUGUUAGAAUCGUGUAACGGAGCCGCGACAGACAUUGAAUUAGAUGCAAAAGCACAGUUGUUACAUAGGCUUGAUAGUUUGAAUCUUCUAUUAUACACAUUUCUAUUAAUAUUAACUGUUUUAACAAUAUGGACAUUUAAGCAUCGUCGACUUAGGUUCCUCCAUGAAACUGGUCUAGCUGUCAUUUACGGAUUAAUUAUAGGGGCAAUAAUUCGUUAUGGCUUUAAAACAAGUAGCACCAUACUCCAUAUGCCUGUUGUGCCAGACAACAGUAGUAAAUACAACCAAUCAGUUCCUCCGGAUACGUUGUGGUUACGUUUCCCAGAAGAUAAUGGUGGUGGCACCAUUAAAAAUAAAACAUUCGCUUACUCAUUUAGGGGGGAAAUUUACAAGCAAGAUAAUGAAAUUGAUUUAAAGGCCACCUUUGAUCCUGAAAUAUUUUUCAAUAUUAUUCUACCUCCAAUUAUUUUUCAUGCUGGUUAUAGUUUAAAGCGAAAAUACUUCUUUAGAAAUUUAGGUGCAAUUCUUAUGUACGCUCUAAUUGGAACAACAAUUUCAGCAUUUGUCAUAGGAGCUUUGAUGUAUGCCUUUGUGCAAUUAAUACCACGUCUUUCCAGUUCGUUCACAUUUUUGGAUACAUUAUACUUUGGAGCAUUAAUAUCUCCUACAGAUCCACUAACUAUAAUUUCUAUUUUUAAUGAUUUACAUGUAGAUGUAAAUUUAUAUGCUUUAGUAUUUGGGGAAAGUGUUUUAAAUGAUGCAGUUGCUAUUGUACUCAGUGGUUCUAUACAGAACUAUGGAGAACGUUAUCAAUCUGGUUCAGGUGGAUUUGAAACUGUAGCCUUUUUCCAAGCAUUUGGUGAUUUCGUUGGUAUAUUCAGUCUAUCAUUAUUUAUUGGUGCCACAAUGGGCUGUAUUACAGCUUUAUUAACUAAAUUUACUAGAGUCAGAGAUUUUCCUUUGUUGGAAUCCGCAUUAUUUGUCUUAAUGUCUUAUAGUACCUUUUUAAUUGCGGAGGCAUCCGAUCUUACAGGCGUAGUUGCUGUUUUAUUCUGUGGUAUAUGUCAGGCACAUUAUACCUAUAACAAUUUAAGUCCCGACUCUCGUCAAAGAACGAAACAACUGUUCGAACUUCUGAAUUUUUUAGCUGAAAAUUUUAUAUUCAGUUAUAUUGGUGUCUCGAUGUUUACCUUUCCAAAACACCACUUUGAUCCAGGAUUCAUUUUCACAGGAUUUUUAUGCGCACUGUUAGGACGCGCAGCGAAUGUGUAUCCAUUAUCGUUUAUAUUAAACUUGGCACGAAAGCCGAAAAUUUCAUUAAAUUACCAACACAUGUUAUUUUUUGCUGGAUUGAGAGGCGCUAUGAGUUUUGCUUUAGCCAUCAGGAAUACCGUAUCGGACGCUCGACAGGCUAUGUUAACAACAACAAGCUUAAUUGUAAUUCUGACAGUCAUUUUCCAAGGUGGAGCAACAACUCAGUUUUUAAGUUGGUUUAAUAUACCAGUCGGGGUGGAUGAAGAAAUAGAAGGAUUGUCGCAUAAUGGAAUGCGUAGUUCUGGAGGCGAAGGUGGCUUUGGAGAUCUGGACAUGCGUAGGGAGCGAAGUCCUUCGGAUGGGUCAUUACCGGGCAGUAGUGCGAAACCUAAUGAAAAAGCAUUACUUGCCAGAAUCUGGGGUGAUUUUGAUACUCGCUACAUGAAGCCGCUCCUCACUCACUCCAGACCUACAUUACUGGAGACGCUACCUGUAUGUUGUGGACCUUUAUCCAGGAUUCUUACAACAACGCAGCAAAUGACAGAGGAUGAUGCAAUUAGAAAAAUAGAUUCAGAUUCAGAUUUUUGUCUUGAAGAUCGUGAAAUGGAACGACGAAGGACUAGUGUUCAACCGGUGAGUUUUCAUCAACCUAAUCUCAAUUACACUAUUAACCCGUGCUAUCAACCUAACAACACAGAUGCCACUAAUCCAGAUGAACCUUAUCUGGGAACUGUGAUGGGAGAAGUUAUUCCGGGACCACUACUACCACUGCACACACGCGUCGCCUUGCCAGGUUUGGUCGGGAGACAUUUGUAAAGACUAAUUGGUAAACAAACUUACAUUGCUUAAUGUAUUGUACUGUAUGUUCAACUGAUAAAUGUAUUUAUUUGAAAGGCUUAUCAUCUAUGCAGAUUAGUGUAUCAAAUGCAAUACUAUCUGUCAUAGAUUUAUAAAAAUGUUCCCAGUAUCAGCUGCCUUUAUGAUAUUAGCAUAAAAACUUUCCAGUAAUUAUAGAAUGCAUUCUUUUACCAGUAUAUUAUUUGUUUAAAAUAUAUUUACAUAGGAAUGAAUACAACUCUUGUUACAUUCACUUUAUAAUGGAUACAUUUUCAAUUUUAUGUUUAAAUUAUUUAUUACUGCUUGAUUGUCAUCGAUGUGACAAUUAGCUUGAAAUAAUCGACUUGUAUGUGCGUGCGUGUGCGUGUAUGUGUGUAACAUGUUCAAAUAUAUGUACAUUUAUUGGUUGUAUUAUGUUCACUGAAUCUCAAUUUAAUGAAGCUUAUCAAAACAGUUUUGUAGCCUUUCAUUGCAACGUUGUUUACUAUUGAGUAGAUGAGGUCCUGGCUCACAAUAAUUGUUAGAAAGCAAAUUUAUAUUAAGUUGGAUCAGAUACAAUAUGGUGAUACCAACAUAUAUUUGCUAAGUGUGCAUUAUGCAUUCGGAUAUAAUAAUUGAUAUAUUCGUUAAGAUAUAAGAAAAUAUUUCAAAAGUCAUCCCUUCUGACAAAAAUACUAUAUUUAUAUAAAAUUUUUACAUUUAUCCCGUGGCAAUAAAUUAACGUUCUUAUGACUAAAUUCCAUUUCGUUGAAAAUAUAAAACCUUUAAUAUCCUUUAAGGGUAAAAUGUGUGGAUACAAUUCAAUUUUUAUACUUGAAUGUAUUUUGCACUAAUCUCAUAGACAGUUACAUUUGUACAGCAGCUAUUUGGACAUAGAAUUUAAUUAUUUAUUCAACAAACUGAUUUUGCUGGCAUAAACAAACGAUUUUUCCUUAACCCACCAGCGGGCGCGCCUCUUUCUAUAAAUGGUGGGGUAAUUUCAAAGCAUUGCAUCAUUAAAUAAUCAUUAUAGACAGUAUGUCCAGGAUUCAAAUAUUUGUUCUAUGUUUUAUAAGGGUAAUACAAUGAAGAAUUAUGUAAUUAUCGUAUUAUGCAUUGACAAUUUCGGUACGCACAACCCUGGGGCCACGGGUCUGCUCAAACUCGGGCUUUCCCUAUUAUGGUGCAAUUGCCUCGCGCCCUGACACCAUUUAUGAUUUUAUGGUUCUUUUGAACGUAAAAAGUGAAUUCCAUACCGCUAAAAGCGUUAAUAAACAUAUUAAACAAUUUAGAUUUAGAUCUUUAAGACGCUUGAACGACGUGAAUCUCGUUUGAAGUUAAAAUAUCCUUAACGAUUAAUUGCAGCUAAUUUACAACACGUUUCGAAGAACGAAACAUUUAAAAUGAGACUAAAAGUAUAGCCAAUAACCCCCAAACUGAUAGAUAAGAUUUUUACAUGCUGUAUGUUUAUAAAACCGGCCCGUGUGGACGGUCGCGCCCGCCGAAGGGUUAAUGGCGCAGGACAUUUAGCAGAUUAUGAUAUCCGGAUAUAAGCUUUGUAUUAUAAUUUGUAAAUGUAUAUGCAUUUUAAAAACACGAAGAACGUAUAAUUGAUGUACAGGUAUACCGUUUAAAAUGAAAAGAUGUAUUUGAAAAAUUCCUGUACAUGGCGAAUAAAACAUGUGCCAAAAGUUCA